This is a messenger RNA of Prosopis cineraria, 3473 nucleotides long. Its product is annotated as calcium-transporting ATPase 12, plasma membrane-type-like. The transcript is spliced from 2 exons. The record is from RefSeq and is a predicted model, not a curated record. Gene Ontology annotation, cellular component: intracellular membrane-bounded organelle. Bases 235 to 3279 code for a protein of 1014 amino acids. Gene Ontology annotation, molecular function: P-type calcium transporter activity; nucleotide binding. NCBI's taxonomy places the organism in Eukaryota, Viridiplantae, Streptophyta, Magnoliopsida, Fabales, Fabaceae.
CGUGCAUUUGCGUAUUUUUCUAUUUUCCGGAUGCAAUUUGUUUUCUAAAAUGAAACUGGAACGUUGGUGAUGUCUAUUUGAUCGUGGUUGCAUUUUCUUUGAGAUAUUCCCUGUCCGUUUGGAUUUGCCUGAAUUUCGAAAGAGCAAGCAGCCGGAAGUUCUCUUCCCUUUCCGUUUGGAUUUUUGCCUGAACUUCAUUUUUCCCGUCGAAGUGCACAGUCACAAUCACGCGCUAUGUCGUCGCAGUCGAACGAUUUUGUCGAAGGUGAUGUAAAUACUGAAUUGGGUGCUUCCUUGAUCGUCACUGGCAAGUACGGUCGGCUAUGGCGGCGAAGUAGCUUAUACAUUCGAAUCUUCAUUUCUCUCACGAGAACAACAACUACAACUACCACAACACAUGAAUCUGAACAAUCACCACAUUAUACCCCAUUACCCACCUCACCAUCACCUCCCACUAGAACUUCCUCGGCUAAAUCUUCUAUUGAGAUUAACAUUGCCUCUGAUAACGAAGAGGAUAUUGCGUGCGUAGAACAGCGCAUCAAGAACAGUAUUGCUCGUAUCGUGAAGGACAAGGACUUGGAAUUGCUUCGUGAGCUCGGGGGAGUCAACCGUGUUCGCUCAGUUUUAAUUCAUCGUCAAUCAGAGGAGGGCAAUAUUGAUAAUGGGAACCAUCAAGUGUUGGAGACCACUGACCAAGUUCAUGGAAGGAGGCUCUUGUACUGUUUUACGAAUAGCUGCAAACGCAAUAGUUACACUAUUUCGUUACUCAUGAUCUCAGCCUUGUUGUCCUUGGCCACAGAGAUCAAGCAGGAAGGACCUAAAUAUGGUUGGCAUGAUAGUGCUGCCAUUGUUGUUGCCAUAAUUAUGAUUGUCGCUGUCUCUUCAGUGGCAAACUAUGGGCGUGAAAGAAAGAUGCUAAAAUUAUCGGAGAAGAAGGGCGAGUUGAAAUUUACUGUUGUUAGAUGUGAAACCUCCCAAAUGGUGGCCAUAUCUGAUAUUAUGGUUGGUGAUAUAGUGUGUCUUAAGCGAGGUGAUGAGGCUCCGGCUGACGGUUUGCUUCUAAAUAAUGAACACUCUGUGCAGGAUGAGAUGUUGGACCCAUUUCUCUUGUUUGGCUCCAAAGUAUUUUAUGGGGGUGAAACUUCGAUGCUUGUAACAUCAGUUAGAGACGAAAAAUCAGUUGAGAUGCAGAAUUCAGCGGCAAAUAGGCCUAAAAAGAUUACGCUGUUGGAAAGUCGAAUUGAGAAGCCGAUUUCUAUCAUUGAUAAAGUUGCCCUUCUUAUCUCUACAUUGGUUGCGCUUGUGGUGCUCAUUCGCCUGCUUAGCAAGAAAAAUGGGGACAAUAACGGGUUACCAGAAAUUAAGGGUAAGGUUUCUGUUGGCUUCCUGAUAGAAUUGAUGGAGAGAAUUUUCUUGAAACCGCAAGGAAAAGUUUCCAUUUUAACUAGCCUUUUAACUGUUGCAAUUAUAAGCGUGCAACAUGGGGUACCACUUAUGGUUACACUUUCUCUCAAAUACCAAAUUGACAAGGUGGUAUCAAAUGAAGCUGCAGAUCUUCAUGAUUUAUCGUCAUGUGCAACAAUGGGGUUGGUUACAGUCAUCUGCAUCGAUGCAUCUGGUGGGCUAAUGUCUAAAUUGACGGAGGUUAGUAGAGUUAGGGUUGGAGAGAGAGAUUUCAGUCGUGAUGGGGCUUCAGAAAUUAAUGCCGUUGUCUGUGACAUACUUCAGCAAGGAGCCAGCGUAUCUGUUCUUGCUCCGGAAUUUACUCUUUCUCCAGUGUCCAACUCACUUAGUUCUUGGGCAAAAAAAACUUGGGGCGUGAACAGUGAAUCUUUUAGUCAGAACUUUACCAUCCUUAAGCAUAACAAACAUAAUUAUAAGGAAGAUGGAAGUGGAGUUUUGGUGAGCAAAAUUGGAGACCAAGAACAAGUUCUGCACUUGCACUGGAGUGGGGCAGCACGUACAAUACUGGAAAUGUGUUCACACUACUAUGAUAUUAAUGGGGAAUGCUGUGGCAUAACAAAUCAGAAAGUCCAAUUUGAGGAGGUCAUUAAAGAAAUGGAGGAUAGCGGUCUUGAGCCUAUAGCGCUUGCUUAUCAAAAGACAGAGGCUCAGGAACUUCAGCGAGGUGGACUAAUCUUGCUAGCUCUGAUAGGUCUUAAACACUCUUCAUACCUUGAAGAGACAAAGUUGGCAUUGGCAGACCUCAAAAAUGAUGGUGUCAAGAUCAAAUUGGUGUCAGAGCAAGACAUCAUGGCAGUGAGAGCCUUAGCUUGUGAACUAGGAAUAGAAGUUCCCGUUGAAGAUGGUGUUAUUGUUGAAGGAAAAGAAAUUCAAAAUUUGAAUAGCACAGCCAGGUUAAAGAAGUUGGAUGAAGCACUGGUAAUGGGAGGUUUCUUUCCUAAUGACAAGGUUCUCAUGAUUCAGAGCCUGCAAGAUGGAGGCCAUGUGGUUGCAUUCUUUGGAGCGUUGACAGUAAGUGAUGCUGCAGUUCGAGAGGCGGCUGAUAUAGUCAUAGAUGAUAAGUCUCAGAACCCAGAAGCUGAUAGGGAGUGUUCUAAUAUAUCUAUCGAACGUUUCAAUGCAAUAACUAUAACUAGGAAGUCUGGUAGAUGUCAAUAUCUCAAUACUCAAAAGUUCAUUCAACUUCAGCUCACAGCUAGUUUAUCCGGGUCAUUCAUAACCUUGAUUGCAGCAAUGUGCACUGGACAGUCCCCACUAACGCCCUUCCAAUUGAUUUGGGUGAACAUGAUAAUGUGCCUUUUGGGAGGCCUGAUGAUGUUAAUGGAGUUAAACAUCAAGGAGGAUCAGCAUGCGAACCAACUAAAUAACCGGAAGCAGUCACUCAUAAGCCACGAAAUCUGGAUGGACAUCGCAAGUCAUGUACUGUAUCAGGCUUUUGUUUCCAUGAUAUUUCUUUUUGGAGGGCAAGUUACAGACAGCACAAAACAAGUUAGGACCACCAUGAUCUUCAACAUAUUCAUGCUAUGUCAGGUCUUCAAUCAGCUCAACAUCUUGGGCCUAAUGAAGAAGGGAGUUUUCAAGAUUGUUCUUAAGAGCUAUUGUUUCUUGGUUACAUUAGGAGUGAGUUUGGUUAUGCAGGUUCUGGUGAUUCAGUAUGCAAGGAGCCUAGCAGAUUACCUGAGGCUGAAUGCAACUCAAUGGGCUAUCUGCAUCGUAGUUAGUGCUCUUUCAUGGGUAAUUCAAUGGCCAUUGAAGAUGAUUCUUAAUUGGAUGUUUCAUCAUGCUCAUUCUUUCCUCUGUACCAUACAAAUGUAGAAUUAGCACUCACCCACCCGCCAGUGUAUUAUAUGUGCAGUAUUGACCAUAGAAGCCAAACAUUUUGAUAGUAAUAGAUUUAGUGCCCAUUUAGAUUUCAGAUUACAUUUAAAGUACAUUUAGAUGAUCCAACUAUUUGUUGGGUUUGGCAAAAGCACAUUCCAAAUGUGGUUUAAAUAUAUUUUUAAAAGUUA